CUCGUUAGGAUACGAACGUGAGCGCUGCUUGCCCUGCCCAGACAGCUGGGCGCCGGAACCCCAGUGGCCGGCUCGAGCGAGGCGCUAAGAGGAUGGCCAGCGGCCCGAGACUUAUUUUAAAUCGGGCAUCUCCAAGAACACCCAUUUCUGGGGUCCUCCCUGGGAAGCGGCUCACAAAGCGAAGGCCGGCGGCGGCGCGCUGGCGUGCUUUCCUGAGCUCCCUCCGGGACCUGGGAGCCUGUGCGCCGUGCGCCGCCCGGCGGCGCUAUUCUUUUGCACGGAUUUCUGUGUUCUGCAUCACGGAGGCACACGCCAGUUUAGAUGUGCCUGCUUUCCAGGAAUUCGGACACUGAUUGAUACUGGAGGCCCACACUGCCCAGGGCAGAAUGAACUGCUCUGUUUCUGGGCAGCGUGGCUAGGCAGGCCUGUGGUGACCCUUUCCCGUGUCCGAGGACGUCAGCCUGCGCCUCCUCGAAGCCCCAUUUUCGCUUUCCCUAGUUCUGCAAGGGAGCAUAGAGGAACCACAGGCUUUCUUGCACCGGGGACUGCUGUCAUUUCAGUACAUUUUGGAGGCAGAGAUGCCUAGGAAAAGGCCCCUAAAUGCAAUGGUCACCCCGAGUGCCAAAAGGGAACGGAAGGCAAUUACGCUCGACAUAAAAUUAGAAGUGUUAAGACGAUUUGAAGUGGGUGAAAAGCUCAGCCAAAUUGCAAAGACCUUAGGCCUCGCUGUCUCCACAGUGGCAACGAUCCGAGAUAAUAAAGAGAAAAUCAAAGCGAGUUCACAAAUAGCUACUCCCUUGAGAGCCUCUCGAUUGACUCGCCACCGAAGUGCAAUCAUGGAGACCAUGGAGCGCCUAUUGCGUGUGUGGCUUGAAGACCAGAGCCAGCGAAACGUGCCCGUGAGUGUCGCAGUUAUUCAGGAGAAGGCUAAGAGUUUGUUUGAUGACUUGCAGCGUGAACAGGGUGAAAGCUCUCAAACAGAGAAGUUUAGUGCAAGUAAAGGGUGGUUUGUGAGAUUCAAGGAGCGCCAUUGUUUGCCUCACUUCAAGACGAACCUCACAGCCGCUGGCAACAAGGAUAUCUAUCCAGAAAUACUGAAAAGCAUUAUCCAAGAAGGUGAGUACACCCCCCAGCAAGUUUUUAAUGUAGAUGAGACAGGUCUGUAUUGGAAAAGAAUGCCUGAAGGAACGUUCCUUUCAGUAGAAGAGAAAGCUGAGCCAGGCUUUAAGUCAUGCAGAGAACGCCUGAUGCUGCUGCUCGGUGGCAACGCAGCUGGGGACUUCAAGUUGAAGCCCUUACUGGUGUACCACUCAGAAAACCCCAAGGCUCUGAAGGGGUACUCCAAGCCCAAUCUGCCAGUAAUUUGGCGGUCAAACAAAAAGGCCUGGGCAACCAGGAGCAUCUUUCAUGAAUGGUUUACGUACUUUUUUUGCCCUGCAGUUGAAAAAUACUGUGCCCAAAAUAAUCUCACUAACAAAGCACUGCUCAUCUUAGACAGUGCACCGUGCCACCCAGUAAAUUUGAGCGAUCUGUCUGAUAACGUGAGAGUGGAAUAUCUUCAUGACAGUACAGCUGACCUGAUCCAGCCCAUGGGUCAAGGUGUAGCCUCUGCCUUCAAAGCUCAUUACCUGAGAAGGACUUUUGAGCACAUCCUAGAAGCCACAGAUGGGGAGGAUACAGCUAUAAUCAGGGAGUUUUGGAGAAACUACAACAUCAUGGAUGCUGUGGACAACAUUGCAGUAGCUUGGGAGGAGCUCAGACCGGCAACAAUGAAUAGCGUGUGGAAGAAGAUUUGGCCAGAGUGUGUUCAGUUCCAGAGUGUUUCCCAAACAGACAACAUUGCACAACUUCGACAAAAUAUUGUGACCCUUGCCCAGAAUGUGGCUCUUGGAGAGGUGCUGGGAGCUGCGGUGGACCAGCUGCUGUGCUCCCAUGAGGAAGAUCUCUCGAAUGAGGAGCUGAUGCAGCUGGAACAGCAGCCGGCAAGAGAGGAGGACAGUGACGAUGCUGCCCCUGUCCUGCGUCAGCUGACCACCACAGAGCUGUCGGCCGCCUUGUCACAUUUCGAGGCGGGCCUGCAGGUCCUCACCAGUGGAAGCCCCGGUGAUGAGUGGACGCUGCAAGUUUCAAGAGCAGUCAGUGAUGCAAUCACCUGCUACAGGGAGCUGCACAGUGAGAAAGAGCGGCGCUCAAAGCAGCAGCUGUCCUAGUCUGUCUUCAGGGCCUGUGACCUCGGUGGGUGAGGCCAGCCACGCCUCCGCUCCCAGAUCUGUAACAUCCCUGGAAACCCUGUUUCUGGUAUUUUCAUUUUGACACUUGAGAGCAUCAACUUUUGUCAUAAAAAUUUUACUUAAAUAUGUGCUCGAAAAAGGUUGCAUAAAAGAAUACCGAGGAAAAGUUAUUUAAAGCAAACUAUGAGGAGACUAGCCCUGCUGGACAUUAAAACACACCAUGAAGCGUCUGUGAUUAAGUCUGUGUAGUAUUUCGAUCUGUAGAGUAAAACAGCAAGUCCAGAGAUAGAUACAGAUAGGCUUUUUUUUUAAUAGUGCAGGAUAACUGGUUAAAAUUUGGAAACAGUUAAUUCAUAUCUCACAGCACACACAAGAAUAAAGAAACAGAUGAGGGGUCUGAAUGUAAAAACUGACACCCAACAAGUACUGCAGAACACACACACGAAUGCCUGUCCUGUUUGACACAGGUGUGGAGGAAGACUUUCUAUGACUCAAAAUCCAGAUGAAAUUUUAAAAGAUGAAUCAAUUUGACCAUAUGAAAAUAUAACAGAACAAAACAUUUCCAUGAGAAUAAGAUACUACAAACAAGGCAACUGACACCAGGAAGAAAAUAUCUCACAGGCAAUGGGCUAAUAUCGCUGAUACAUGAAGAAUUCUUAAAGACUGAAAGGAAAAUAAAUACCAAAAAUCUAAUAGAAAAGUGGAGUGAAGAUGUAAUUCAUAAAUAAGUUAGAUCUCGAAGCCUAAGUUUGACCUCAGUCAGUCAGAGAAAUGCAAAUUAAAGCUACACAGAUACCACUUUUCAUUAAUCAAAUAAUCAAAGAGUAUGAAUACACAUACUGCUGGUGGGGUAUCAGGUACCCUCAUUCAUUACUGGUGGGAAAGCAAAUUGGUACAUCUCUUAUGGACGUGCAUCAAACACUAAUAAAAAAUGGAUUUUGUAGGAUUUAGCAAUCCCGAUUUUAGGAUUUUCCCUGAUGAUACACCUCCAACAAAAGAAAAUAUAUAAGCACAGAUUAUUUGUUGCAGCCUCGUUUGUGACUGCAAAAGACAGCCUGCUAGUCUCAUGCAGUAGUCAAACGUGAAACGGCAGCUCCACACAAUGGAAUAUAAUGCAGACAUAAAUGAUGAUGACUGCGGUAAUGACAGAAUAAGAAAGAACUCAGUUGAUAUGGAGCAGUUUCCAAAUCUGUUGAUUGAAAAAUGGCCACACAUAAAAUGUUCUGUGGAAGAAGGAGAAGUAAGAAAAUAUACAGGUAUCUUAGUCAUUUGUACAAAAAGAAACAUGGGAAGGAGAAAUCAAAGACGAAAGAGAUGGGUUGCAGGGUAGGGGUGACACCUGACUAUCGUGAAGUUUUUUUUAUAAGAAAACUUAUAAAAAGUUCUGACUUUGGGAACCACGUCACUGUAUUGCACAAACAGAAGUAAACAAGGACAGGGAAAUACAAUGGAAUAUACAAACAGAACAUAUUUCACAUGAGUUACACACCCACAAUGAAGGGGAGAAACACCCCCAGUGCAUUUUGACUGUGUGCCCUCAGGUAAAGACAAAAAAGAACUGUAAACACAUAGUAAACGCUAGUCAGUGGUUGUCCACUGGCACAGGUCAGCAAUGCCGAAGGCACUCUGCUCCAGACUGAGCAAACAAGUACGUUAUGGAUAAUGGAGCCAGGUUUCUCAGCAUAAGCAAGGAAAUUCCAAAUAUGAAAAAGGGAAAGAAUGAACCUUCUUUUGAAAUUCUGAGUGUCAGGGUGAACUCCAGGAGGUACUAGGGCUCCUUGGAGAAAUGACUGGUCUCAGGGCUGGGACUGAGGAAAUUACAGAGUAAGCCUGGAACGCCUUGCUGCGCUAGACUAAGCAAGUGCCUAACAAAAGACCAGAACGUGUCAGAAGGGCACAGGAGACAGGCGGGUCACAGCGUCUCCAGGAAGGGGACAGAGGGCACGCUGAAGAGCAUCACUUCUGUGAAGGUCCUGCUGAAAGUGCAAAGCUUGAAUGCCAUCAGGAAAUCCCACACUGAAGGACAGUCUUCAAAAUAACCAGCCUGUGCUUGUGUGAGGGUCACCUACCUUCGCGGGUUAAAGGCUGAAGACAAUGCAGUGAAUGGCAAACUGAACAAGGUCUGAUGUAGGUUUUUGGUACCGGAUUGAUGCUAACCCGACAUUAUGGCCGCAGUGCAGCCCUAUAAGGUAAUGUCCUUGUCUGGGAGGGAUACACAGAGAGCGCCAGACAGCUCCAUAAAGGAACUAUGUGGAAUGGGGCGAAAUGCAAACAUUUAGAGAAUCCAGGAGACGGGUACGUGGGAAUGUGUUUGCAACACUCCGGCAAAGCUACAUUUGUUAAAAUUAAAAGGUUGUAAGAAACGGCUGUUUCAUAACCUGCAGGGGUGGGUGGAGACUGCAUCGUCCACCUGCUAUCGAAACGUAGCUCUAGAGAUUUGUAGUUGGAGGCGUGUGCUCACGUGUGCCAGCACCGGCCCACCGACGGCAGACACCUUUCCUCCCACCCUUGUGCCUGUGCCCCCUGGGCUCUCUGGCUUUCUUAGCCUGGUUGCGGGUGAUGUCUACAGACACCUUCUUAAAGCACAUUCCUGACAUUUUCUUUGAGAGCCUGGUCAAAACUAUAGACUCCCAUCCCCAUGGGAAAAUGUAUUCACUCAGAGGUUUGAAUGUAAUUUGGGAGGGGUAUGUGGCUCUCCUGAAGUCCCCAGGGCAGUGGGAGGGGGUCUGAGUUGCAGUGAGGGCCCUUUCAAUGGUCUAACUUUCAAAGACAAAAGAGGCUUCCGGGAGCUGAACCUGUGGUCUGCGUGACCGGCUACCCUAUCAUCGCUUACUUUGGGUUAACAAGACAGUCUUUCCACCAGGAGGAUUCUGGAAAGAAGACAGCUUCUAUUUACUGAGCAUUCUUUGUUCAGGCUGGGCUCAGUGCUUCCUGGAAGCCAAACAACCCCUCAAAGGAUGUGUUUUAGUGCAUUGUACAGAGGAAUUGGAGGUUGGGAGUAGUCAGCACCCGCAGGCCCAGAUCUGACACCCACAUAUAUGGGGCUUCCCAAACCAGAUAUUUGACCCCUCUGGAUGGGGAAGGCUGUGGGCUUUCAUUAAACCUUCAGUUGCUUUGUGUGUCAGCGAACCCUGCCUUGUCCCCGAUUCACCACACACACCACAGUCUGGAGA
Molecule: messenger RNA, 5404 nt
Organism: Vicugna pacos (alpaca)
Lineage: Eukaryota; Metazoa; Chordata; Mammalia; Artiodactyla; Camelidae
Gene: CENPBD1
Product: Putative CENPB DNA-binding domain-containing protein 1
Cellular component (GO): nucleus
Molecular function (GO): DNA binding
Source: RefSeq, a predicted model, not a curated record